GAAGAUGCAGCAACCACAUCAUCCCGCGCAAAGCGAAGAAUAGCAAUCAACGAGCCGAAUGAUGAGAACCAGAAUCCAUUCGUUGUCAAGCGACAAGAUGGAGGCGAAUCGGGCGACGAGAUGGAGGUCGAUGUGGUCGAGCCACCGAAGAAGAAGACGCGUCAGUCUCCGAGAACAGCGCCUGCUAAGCACGGCGCGCUCGAAUCUCGUGCAGAAGUCUCGCCUGUCAAACUCGGAAGCCACUUUAAAGUGACCAAGUCGGCAAUUGGCGUAUAUCAGGACGGCAAGGACGACCGAGGGAAGGAGAAUACACCAAAGACGCCGAGACAUCGCGACGCGCUGUCUAAGAAAGUGCCCAUCACUCCACGGCACAGAGUUCUCGCCAGUCAAGCUACUCCGAGAUCCGCCAGAGCACCGGUCACGCCUUCCAAUGCCUCAGUCUACAACAAAGCAAGGCAGUUGUUCUCGCGAUGCUCAGAUCCUGGCAAGCUCAUCGGACGCGACAGCGAAAGAGCAGAACUUUCUACAUUCAUCCAGUCCGCCAUCGAGUCGAAGUCGACGGGAUGCCUCUAUAUCUCAGGACCGCCUGGCACAGGCAAGAGCGCGCUUCUGAACGAGGUGAUCGAGGAGCACGUCAAAGACGGCAGCAUACCCACUUCUGUCGUCAACUGCAUGAGCGUACGAAACACAAAGGAUCUCAGCCAGAAGCUGUCCGACGACCUCGACUUGCGAGAAGAUGCAGGAUUUGACUAUCUCAAAUCGGCGUUUGUGCGAGGGAAAGCGAAGGAUAAGAAGAAGUAUUUGGUGGUGCUAGACGAGGUGGAUGUGCUUGUGGAUUUGGACCUCUCACUCCUCUACGGCCUUUUUGAAUGGUCGAUGCACCCGAAUUCCCGCCUGAUCUUGAUUGGCAUUGCCAACGCGCUGGAUCUCACAGAUCGCUUCCUCCCACGGCUAAAGGCGCGAAAUUUGAAGCCUGAGCUCCUCCCGUUCAUGCCAUACAGCGCGGCACAAAUCGCGGAAGUCAUCACUUCAAAGCUCAAGGGUCUUGCAGGCGGAGAAGCGCAGGUCGUGCCUUUCCUGCACCCAGCAGCGAUUCAGUUCUGCGCGAAGAAGGUCGCGGCUCAAACUGGGGACCUGCGAAAAGCUUUCGAUAUUUGCAAACGAGCGGUGGAUCAGGUGGAUCAAGAGACACGCGAAAGAGACUUAAAGGCAGUUGCGGAGAACAGUCCUUCGAAGACGCCACUGAUGGAGAAUGUGAAUCUCUCAUCUCCAGUCUCGCCGAGCAAGAAAGCUGCAUACACCAUGGAGACUGCUCCAAAAGCAACGAUCGCACACAUGGCGAAGGUCACCGCCCAGGUGUUCAGCAAUGGAGCAACACAACGUCUCACCAGCCUCAACUUGCAGCAAAAGGCAGUCCUUUGCGCGCUUGCAGCGCUCGAGAAGCAAAAGCGCGAAACACAGAUCGACCGAAUCAUGUUCGCUACACCAUCAAAGAAAGAAACUUCUGCGCCUUCGGUCAAGCAGCUCUUCGAAGCCUACACGAAGCUUUGUAAGCGAGACAACGUCUUCCACGCACUUUCAAGCGUAGAAUUCAGAGAUGUGUUGGCAGGCCUCGAGACACUGAGUCUGCUUUCGGCAGUCGAUGGCAAGAAUGGCAGCUUUGCUACGCCCAUGACACCGAGCAGAACACCUGGCAGACCGAAGAAGAAUGCAUUUGCUGGCGAGCGAAUCGGCGACGAAAGGAGAGUUGCGAGUGCUGUGGGUAUGAAGGAAUUGAAUGCGAGUCUGGAAGGACCUGGAGGGGAACUGUUGAAGGAGAUGUUGGAG
Molecule: messenger RNA, 1827 nt
Organism: Pseudocercospora fijiensis CIRAD86
Lineage: Eukaryota; Fungi; Ascomycota; Dothideomycetes; Mycosphaerellales; Mycosphaerellaceae
Exons: 1
Biological process (GO): DNA replication initiation; cell division; mitotic DNA replication checkpoint signaling
Cellular component (GO): nucleus
Molecular function (GO): DNA replication origin binding; ATP hydrolysis activity
Source: RefSeq, a predicted model, not a curated record